Messenger RNA from Thyridium curvatum, 1113 nucleotides. RefSeq lists its product as uncharacterized. NCBI's taxonomy places the organism in Eukaryota, Fungi, Ascomycota, Sordariomycetes, Thyridiales, Thyridiaceae. The transcript has 2 exons. The record is from RefSeq and is a predicted model, not a curated record. Bases 1 to 1113 code for a protein of 370 amino acids.
AUGGCUUCAGCUCUCAUCUCCGCCUCUCAAGGUGGCCGGAGGACUCAACACAUUGCAAAAGACUCGAGCCAUGUGUUAUCUCGUCGUCGACCACGCUUGCAGCAAUGGCUGGCUCUCUUCCUCACACUUCUCUCUUUCCUCUCAGUAGCGAACGCGGCGUCGAUCACCGCGGAUAUCGCGGCAACUGAGACCCUGCUGGUGGAUCAACGAAUCCCGAUCCUAGAAGACGGGGGUUGGACCAUGCUGUCCCAGGAAGAACAUGAACUCAGACGGCACAAGAGAGCUGCAUCCGAAUCUGUAACGACGACGAUUAAAGUUCCAGUGACGACUAUCACCCAGCAGACUCGAGCAAACGCCGCUCCAGCAAGCCCUCUGCCAAGUCCUUUUGAUAGCAACCUCGCGUCCAAUUUCUCUCGCAAUGGAGAUGGCAAUGGCGCUUGCCCGUCCUUCAUCAACGCGUUCCUGACGGACCCUACGUUCAAGCAGUGCUAUCCCAUCUCCACACUUCUCCAGACGUCGCGGUCGUUUUUCGAGGCAUCCAAGUCCCUUGUCAGCAUAACACAGGUUCUCGACGCCUCAUGCUCUGCCAACGUGACUACAUGCUCACCGUAUCUCAAAACGCUUGCCAAGAGGCUCAUCGAUCCAGAUGUUUGCGGCACUGACUAUCAGCUCCGCAACUCGAUCGUUGUCCAGGCUUACCUUGGUAUGAGCGCCUACGAGUCGCUCUAUCAAGCAACGUGUCUGAAGGACCCGGAAACGUCCAUGUACUGCUACGCCAAUGCAGUGACGAAUCUGUCGACUCCCUCCAAUGUCUACUUCUACUACUUGCCGCUCAACAUGACGUUGCCUCGCAGCUCUACUCCGACAUGCAAUACGUGCCUGCAACGAACCAUGGCAAUCUUUCAAGCCGCGAGCGCGAACCGGAAGCUCGCCAUUGCUGACACAUAUGUUCCCGCUGCGCAGCAGGUCGAAGCAUUCUGCGGCCCGGAGUUCGUCAAUGAUACACUGCCAGUGGCGAUUGUCGCCAACGCGGCGCCCGGCAGUCCUCGACAAGGACCGUCAUGGCUGAUCCCAGUCAUCCUACUGGUUGCUGCUGUUCAUUGGUUGCUGUAG